GGAGCACCGACCCUCUGGCUGUUGUGUCUUGUGCUGUAGGAUGGCGGGCAGGAGAGGGCAGGGCACUGGCGGGGCCAGAGGGACACCUGGGCACAAACUAGCGGCAACGCACCUGGCGAGGAGGCCAGAGCCCACCCAGCAAUGGGCAGCCGUGGGCAGCCACGUGCCCGUAAACCGAACAGGAACGUGGACUGGAUCCCAGGCUGGCCGUGCGGAGGCCAGGGGGCCAGAGGAGGAGGCGGAGGCUGGUGAUGACGAAGGCUGGGAUCAGCCUGGUCCCAGCUCCAGGCAGAGCCCUUGGACCCCACACUCACACGCACCCAACACCUCGGCCCCCCACACAUCGGGGAACACGGCGGGUGGUCCUCAGCACUUUGCGACACAUCACGCCAUGACUUCGAGGAACUUUGACACGCAGAACCACGGUGUGAAGCCCAAAUUUAUGAGCCGUGCCAAGCAGUGGAACGGCGAGAUCGAGAACCUUUACAGGUUUCAGCAGGCGGGCUACCGGGAUGAGGUGGAGUACAAGCAAGUGAAGCACGUCGAUGGGGUGGAUCGCUGGCCAGAGACGGGGUACGUGAAGAAACUACAGAGGCGAGACAAUACCUUCUAUUAUUACAGCAGAAAGCGGGAGUGCGAGGACAAGGAAGUCCAGAAAGUUAAAGUUUAUGCCUAUUGAGCAGCAACACAACACAACCUGCUGUUACGCUGGCGAUUACACAAUAAAUCACAGUUUCCAAAUCA
Messenger RNA from Callorhinchus milii (elephant shark), 744 nucleotides. It is a transcript of the gene meig1, whose product is annotated as meiosis/spermiogenesis associated 1. The record is from RefSeq and is a predicted model, not a curated record. NCBI's taxonomy places the organism in Eukaryota, Metazoa, Chordata, Chondrichthyes, Chimaeriformes, Callorhinchidae. Gene Ontology annotation, cellular component: nucleus. The transcript is spliced from 4 exons. Bases 41 to 679 code for a protein of 212 amino acids.